AUGUCAGUUUUCUUCUUCACUCUUCUAGUGCCCUUCUUAGGGUUUCUCUUUUUCUUCAAAACCACAAAACAACAGCAACGUAGUCAUAAUAACAACCAUGCACCUCUCUCACACCCGAUCAUUGGAUGCCUCGUCUCCUUCUACCAAAACCGCCACCGUCUCCUCGAUUGGUACACCGAACAGUUAGCCAAUUCCCCGACACAGACCAUAGUCGUGCGCCGCCUCGGCGCACGACGCACGGUGGUGACGGCGAACCCCCGCAACGUGGAGUACAUUCUAAAGACCAACUUCGGAAACUUCCCCAAAGGCAAACCCUUCACCGAAAUCCUCGGCGACUUUCUCGGGUGCGGCAUAUUCAACGUGGACGGCGAGCUGUGGCACGCCCAGCGCAAGUUAGCGAGCCACGCGUUCAGCACGCGCUCCCUCAAGGACUUCAUCGUGAAGACACUUCAAGAGGAGGUUCAACAAAGGCUUGUUCCAUUACUUGAGCACGCCGCUCGUGAGAAUCACGUGAUCGAUCUGCAAGACGUGUUGAGUAGGCUGACGUUCGAUACUGUGUGCAAGGUGUCGCUGGGCUACGACCCGUGCUGUUUGGACCUCUCGAAGCCGCUGCCGCCUCUUUUGACGGCGUUCGAUACCGCGUCGGAGGUCAGCGCCGCCCGCGGCUCUGCCCCGGUGUUUCUGGUGUGGAAGAUGAAGAGAAUGCUCAACGUUGGAUCAGAGAAAGCAUUGAAGGAAGCAGUGAAGCUAGUGCACGAGUCCGUGAUGAAUAUUAUAAAAUUGAAGAAGGAGGAAAUUAGGUUCAAUAGAAAAAACGGCACGGAUUUGCUUGAUCGUUUGUUGGAGGCGUGUCACGAGGAAAUUGUGGUGAGGGAUAUGGUUAUAAGCAUGAUAAUGGCGGGGAGGGACACCACUUCGGCCGCGAUGACGUGGCUGUUUUGGUUGUUAUCAAGACAUAGGGAGCAAGAAGCAUCGUUAGUGAAAGAGGUUUAUGAUGAAAAUAACCAAAAUCAGGGUUUGGGUUUGGAUUAUGAGUGUUUGAAGGAAAUGAAGUUGUUGAAGGCAUGUUUGUGUGAGUCCAUGAGAUUGUACCCACCAGUGGCAUGGGACUCGAAGCAUGCUGGUGGUGCUGACGUGUUACCCGAUGGGACCCACGUGGAGAAAGGGGAUAGGGUAACCUAUUUUCCCUAUGGAAUGGGGAGAAUGGAGGCUCUGUGGGGGGAGAAUUGUUGCGAGUUUAAGCCACAACGUUGGUUUCAUGAGGAGAAUGUUGAUAAUGGGAUUUUAAAGUGUGUGAAUCCUUAUAUGUUUCCGGUGUUUCAGGCUGGGCCAAGAGUGUGUCUUGGGAGGGAAAUGGCUUUUAUUCAGAUGAAGUAUGUGGUGGCUUCUAUUCUCAACCGCUUUGUGAUUUCGCCUGUUUCUGAUGAGCACCCUCGUUUUGUUCCUCUUCUAACGGCUCAUAUGGCCGGAGGGUUCAUAGUGAGGGUCCACAAGAGAAAUGGAACUGAAAUUGAGAAGUAAGAGUGAAUCACAAUUCACAAGUGUGGAGAAAUUAUAAGCUAAUAAUGUCUCUUGCUCGGUGGGACGGUAGCAUGCUAUUUUUGCCGUUGAUUAGCUUCUUUGGAUUUUAGUUGUGGUGUUGGAUUAACAUGCUUGGACCAAAAAUCAUGUUCUAUAUAAAGUAAUAAUCUUAUAUUGUUUGAUGUGAUUUAUCUUAAUGCACUUGAUUGUAAACUUAUAAAAAUUGGUGUAAAGAUGUUUUUAGUUUAUAUAUGUAAUUUGAAAAAAAAUUCUUUA
This is a messenger RNA of Glycine soja, 1797 nucleotides long. Its product is annotated as cytochrome P450 94B3-like. Gene Ontology annotation, molecular function: oxidoreductase activity, acting on paired donors, with incorporation or reduction of molecular oxygen; monooxygenase activity; heme binding. The record is from RefSeq and is a predicted model, not a curated record. Lineage: Eukaryota; Viridiplantae; Streptophyta; Magnoliopsida; Fabales; Fabaceae. The transcript has a single exon. Bases 1 to 1521 code for a protein of 506 amino acids.